UCUCAGCAAUGGCUACAAGUGUCCCGACUAUGCCUGGACAAAACUCACUGCAGCGGCUGAAUGUGGUCCCGUAAAGACCGACCGAGAGAGACCUUCUGCUUUUCCUGGCCACCCUUGUGUGAAUAGAACCCACAUUUUCAAGGCGUUGGAUUGUAAAGGAAUAACCGCUUCUGACCCAAACCCAUUCAGGUUGUUAUCUUUGAAGUGGAUGACAGAUCACAGAAAAAACAUAAAGGUCUACAUCCUCCGCUGGAGAGCUAUGGCUCCUGAGUUGAGCGGUCUCAGCACCAGUGCCUCUUAACGCCCAAGCAGAUCUCAGUAAACACUGUGGUUUGAGCUGUAAGCUGCUGCAGCAGGGAUGAUAACAUCCCAUAUGAACGGUUAUGUGCAAGAGGCCUCUGGUCAGGCCAAGAUCCACAGGGAAAGGGCCGUGGACUGUCCAGGGGAGGAAAAUAGCCUUGUCAAAUCUCCACACAGCAGUGCCCACAUGGAGAGGAUCCAGCACUACCAGGAGGAACUGAAGAAGAGGAGAGAGGAAGACAGCAGGGGGAAGCAUGACAUCGACCCCAACGCUUCACUGAGGCUCAAGAAGCUGUCGCAGAACCCCAAGGUGGGGAUUGACAAUCCCACCUUUGAGGGAAAGGAGAAGGCCAUUAAAGACACAUGUUCACAGGAUCCUGUAGCUGAACUGGAGGAGUUGCUGCAGGCUCUUAAGAGUAUGCAGCAUUGCCUGACUGAUGCACAGAGCCAGCAGGAUGUGGAGCUGAUAAUGCAGCUCCUUGCCAAGGAGGACUUCAGGAAUGCCUACACAAUCUACAGUGCUGUUUCCCAGCAGAUGAGCAGAGUUGGCCCCACCUCACCCCUCACAGCACAAGCACAGGAUCUCUGCCAGGAGGUACAGAAGAUUCUCCAGUCCAGCCAUCAGAAGGAGGGUUUGGAGCUCAGGGCUCUGCUCACAAAUCCUCAUCUCCAGGCACUGAUGCAGGCUCAUGACAGUGUGGCGGGGCAGGACAUGGCAGAGGAAAAUGUAACCCAAUACCUUGGAGAGACAGUUAAACUGGUGCGGCUGGAGAAGGCCCGUGACACUCCACUGGGUGCGACGGUACGUAACGACAUGGACAGCGUGGUGGUGAGUCGUGUGGUCAAAGGCGGAGCAGCAGAGCGGAGCGGCCUCCUCAGUGAGGGUGACGAGAUCCUGGAGAUCAACGGGAUUUCUUUACGUGGGAAACACGUCAAUGAAGUCCACGACUUACUGCAACAAAUGCAUGGCACUCUGACCUUCCUCCUCAUCCCGAGCUCUCAGAUUAAACCUGCCCCACACAGACAGACUGUGAUGCACGUACGAGCUUACUUUGACUACGACCCCUCUGAUGACCCCUUUGUGCCGUGUCGGGAGCUGGGCCUGUCCUUCCAGAAGGGAGACAUCCUCCAUGUUAUCAGCCAGGACGACCCCAACUGGUGGCAGGCCUACAGGGACGGAGACGAGGACAACCAGCCCCUGGCUGGACUCAUUCCAGGGAAAAGCUUCCAGCAACAGAGAGAGUCCUUGAAGAAAACUAUAACAGACAGGAGUCGAGAGCAACAAGGGAAACUUUGGUAUGCAAAGAAAGGCAAGAAACAGAGGAAGAAGAGCACAUCGAACUUGACCAAAAACACUGAUUAUGAUGACAUCCUGACCUAUGAGGAGAUGUCCCUUUACCACCAGCCUGCCAAUCGUAAACGCCCCAUAGCUCUGAUUGGUCCUACAAACAGCGGUCACGACGAGCUGCGUCGGAGGCUUCUCUCCAUUGAACCAGAAAAGUUUGCUGUUGCGGUGCCACACACGACCAGAAACUCAAGGAUACAUGAACGAAAUGGGCGUGAGUACCAUUUUGUGAGCCGGUCUUCCUUUGAAACUGACUUGGCAGCAGGGAAGUUCAUAGAGUCAGGGGAAUAUGAGAAAAACCUGUAUGGGACCAGCACCGACUCAGUCCGACACAUCAUCAACUCUGGACGCAUCUGUUUGCUCUGCCUGCACACGAGGUCACUGCGAGUGUUGAGGUCCUCCAACCUCAAGCCCUAUGUCAUCUUCAUCGCUCCUCCUUCUCAGGAACGACUACGCACCCUGCUGGCCACAGAGGGGAAAACACCAAAGCCAGAGGAGCUGAAGGAGGUCAUUGAAAAGGCCCGUGAGAUGGAACACAAUUUCGGUCACUUCUUCGACGCAACCAUCGUGAACAUGGAUCCAGACCAGGCUUUCCACGAGCUGCGCAGGGUGAUAGACAAGCUGGACACUGAGCCACAGUGGGUGCCCACCUCCUGGCUGUGCUAGAGGUCACAGGGUCUCACCGCAACAAGUCUCAGGGUAGAAGAAGGUAAACAGAUUUCUGUUCCUGGAGUUUAAAAGAAUGAAGGACAGACACUGGUAAAUUGUCGCUGGAUUUUCACUUGCGCAUUUUCCUCGUUUGUAGAGGAGGUGGUUGUUACCACAUGAUGCAGGGACGGACUCUUUUUGUUUGUUUGUGUGUCUUUGUGGGUGAUUUCUUUUUUGUUUUGUUUUGUUUUUAUUAAGUUUUCUUGAUCUCACAGUUUUAUGCAAAGUCAUUUAUCAAACAAAUAGAAAUAUUUCUAUCUUAUUUGUAAUAGUUAUUUAUAAUUGUAAAUAUAUAUUUUCUAGACAAAAUAUUUUAUUGUUGCAUUUUGUGUGUGUGACAUCGAAAACAGUACACUCCACUGGAAGAGUGUUGAUGUCACGAUUCUGAAAUGGCUUCCUGAUCAUGCAGUAAGCCAAGAUCCGUUAAGGUACCAAACAGAGGAGAAGCUCUUGUGCUAAAGGUCUUCCACACAGAAACACAAAGGCACAGUCUGCUGUCAACUGCACAGUUUUGAGCUACUUUCUCUACACCAAUCUCAGUAUUAGUUUGUGUUGUCUCAUGUUUCAUUUACCCUGUGAUAACAGACCGUAAAUAUAAGGUUUUAUCUCUAGCUGGUAUCAUUACUAUCAGUAUAUCAUGCUGAAAAGAACUGCUGACAUAGGUUUUUUUUUUUUAACCAGUAUUGUAUGAACAAAACAUCCUAUCACUUAGUGAACAGUAACUUCAGCAAAUACUGUAUUGCUUCUUUGCAGGGUACUUAUUAAGUUAUAAGCACAAUUCUGGAAAAGUGUUAAUAAAAUCUGAUACUUA
Seriola dumerili (greater amberjack) is the source of this 3164-nucleotide messenger RNA. It is a transcript of the gene pals1b, whose product is annotated as membrane palmitoylated protein 5. The coding region runs from base 359 to 2311 and encodes 650 amino acids. Gene Ontology annotation, biological process: generation of neurons; establishment or maintenance of polarity of embryonic epithelium; protein localization to plasma membrane. The record is from RefSeq and is a predicted model, not a curated record. Lineage: Eukaryota; Metazoa; Chordata; Actinopteri; Carangiformes; Carangidae. Gene Ontology annotation, molecular function: protein binding. The transcript has 14 exons. Gene Ontology annotation, cellular component: plasma membrane; adherens junction.